This is a messenger RNA of Pungitius pungitius (ninespine stickleback), 4652 nucleotides long. It is a transcript of the gene cbfb, whose product is annotated as core-binding factor subunit beta. Gene Ontology annotation, molecular function: sequence-specific DNA binding; transcription coactivator activity. Lineage: Eukaryota; Metazoa; Chordata; Actinopteri; Perciformes; Gasterosteidae. Gene Ontology annotation, cellular component: core-binding factor complex; nucleus. Gene Ontology annotation, biological process: regulation of transcription by RNA polymerase II. The coding region runs from base 311 to 835 and encodes 174 amino acids. The transcript is spliced from 7 exons. The record is from RefSeq and is a predicted model, not a curated record.
CACUGCGCUUUAUCUUUAGAGGUGGGUCACUCAGUAAGAGCCAUUUGGAGCCGGAGGCGACUCGGAGCGCAUCAUCAUCAUCAUCAUCAUUAUAAUAAUAAUAAUAAUAAUAAUAAGAGCAGGAGACAGAAACCCAGAGAGAGAGAGAGAGAGCACAUUGCUCCACAUAGAAGAAAGAGAAAGAAACAGCUUAUACACGGAAGAGAAGUGAGUGAUCGAGAGUGAGUUCAAGUUGCACUGUGCGGGGUAAAUAUUAACAACAAAAGACACUCCGAAGGGGACGAAAGGAGCCGGAAAAGUGACGGUGAAGAUGCCGCGGGUAGUCCCGGACCAGAGGAGCAAGUUUGAGAACGAGGAGUUUUUCCGCAAGUUGAGCAGAGAGUGUGAGAUUAAGUACACUGGGUUCAGGGACCGACCCCAUGAGGAGAGACAAGCUCGCUUCCAGAACGCCUGCAGGGACGGACGGUCAGAAAUAGCCUUUGUAGCCACAGGUACCAACCUCUCCCUCCAGUUCUUCCCCGCUAACCUGCACGGAGAUCAGAGGCAGCUUCCUGCAAGGGAGUAUGUGGACUUUGAGAGAGAGACAGGAAAGGUCUACCUGAAGGCUCCCAUGAUUUUGAACGGCGUGUGUGUGAUGUGGAGAGGCUGGAUCGACCUACAGAGGCUCGAUGGGAUGGGAUACCUGGAGUAUGACGAAGAGAGGGCGCAGCAAGAGGACGCUUUGGCCCAGGCGGCGUUUGAAGAGGCCCGGCGCAGGACCCGAGACUUUGAAGACAGAGACCGAUCACACAGAGAGGAUCUAGAGGACCCUGUGGUUUCUAAAAUCUGGGACUGAUGACACACAGACAGCCAGCAGAAAAGAACAGGUGCAGACGACAGCAGGACCCCAGCCCUGGCUCAAACAUGGCCGACGCUGACGUAGAACACAAGAUGCGCUGAGGAAGAAGAGCAUGACGACGUAGUGAAAAGAGGAAGAGGAGAAAAACAGGGCUGGCUGUCCUUUCACUUUGAAUACAGUCAAUUGAUAACAAGUCAAUUGUUGACAAAUUGUUCAUUAUUAUUUCUUAACAGGUUCAAUACGAUCCUUUUAACUCACCAAAAAUGUUUUUUAUUUUUAAGUGAAGAAGAAAAGAAAAAAACUUCCUAUAUUGAUUGAAUUUAAAGUGAACCAAGAUCUACAAUAGAAGGAUUAACAGUAUAAAAAAGACACAAAGGACCUGUGAAAAAAAGGAGUCACAUACAUUUAAACACAAAGUUUCAGAUAUAUACAGUAGCGAUCAAAUCAAUCAGAUGUUUUAAAUCAAUUGACAGGGUUAAAUUCAAAUACCAAAAGUAUAUUUUCUAUGGAUAUGAAAUGUUGUAAACUAGAGGGAGACGGUUUGUGGAGGGUGAGGAAGAGGAGAAAGAAAGACAGAAGCUGGAGGGAGCAGAGAAAAGAGAGAGUUGUUUUGCUCAGGGUCACGUUCAAGGCUUAUUGUUCAGGAUUACCAGAAGAGCAUGAAUCAAAAGGGAGAUGUUGACAGUUUGAGGGGCAAACAAAGUCCAGAAGCAUUGUGUUUGAAGUUCAACGCUGUGCGACACUUGUUAACCCCAACUACACUGAGCACACUUCCUGACCCCUGCUGUUUUUUAGACCAAGGUUUACAUGGGAUGAAAAUAGGCCGAACUGAGUCAUAUGCAUGUUUGCAGAUACCAGGUGGGCAUCCAGAGACAAUAGUACCAGGUUAUAGGAUUAAUUAGUAUUUGCUGUACUAUAAUAUUCACAAUGCGUUUGAAACCUCAAUGGUGAGAGGCCAGUGACGGUAGAACCACACGGUUCUUAUAGCAACAACCUCAAAGCCGGACGGAUAACAAAGAAAACUGCUACAAACCGAUUGGGUGUUUUUGUGGGGUGUGUGAGCGUACGGGUCAAUUCAACAACCCUGAGUCCGCUCAGAGGUUUGCACCAUGUGACGCAAUCAGACUUAUGCAUGAAACCAAACAGGCCUAAGUUCUCCAACGUGCGGCCUGUUUACAACAGAGCACCGUGUUCACAGUGCUUUGGAAGCCGGGCGAUCCGACGUGAAGCCAGUUGUAACCAGGUGGUGUCACCAAGGGGGACUUGAAGAUCUGAAGUGAAUGUCCGACAAAAAUGAACCUCAUCAUUGUGCAUGGAAUUGGUAAUAAUUAAUUUCCUUUAGAAUUGAGUGUGUUCCCUUUCAGUGCAACAUGACAUCAUGACAGCAUUAAUGUCUACUGAAAAAAUAUCUCUACAUUUUAUUGAAAACAAUCUCCAAAAGAAGGAUUUAAGUGUUCCUUUUUGACAUAAGAUCUCCUACUUCUUGGGGUGAAUAGUUUUUUUUUAGAAAUACAAAUGAAAUGAGGCAGAAAGGUAGAAUCACUCAACAUUACGUAAUAUUUCUUUGGCCAGGUUCUAGAUUGUACAGUCAUGUACAAGUCAUGUUACCAAUGCAAUAUAGUAAGAAUCCAUGUAUUGUUCAAUCACUUGCCCAGUUAUCCUUCAUCAUUGAAGGACGGUAAAAGCCUGAAUACAGUUGAGAUACUUGUCCCUGUCCUGUUACAGUACUAUGAAAUAGUAUGUUUUGUUAUCCUAUUAUUUUGUUUGUGUGAAAGUCAUGAUGUUUACUUUUUGUAUUACUUCUCACCUCUGUUGUAAUCAUUUAUGGUCAUCUGUCAGCUUCUUAUGGACUAGUAGUAGCAGCUGUAGCCUUUUUUUAAUGUCAAACUGAGUUGAAAAUUACAAAACGUCAACGAAAUGUAGGACUUUUUUUGCUUUAGUUUUUCAUUAUUUUGUGUUCCAUGUAUGAAUGUUAUUUUUAUGGCCUUUUUUAAGGAAAGGCACUCCCUGGCAUAAAUACAUUGCAUGUGGAUAGACUCAAACCCUUUUAUUUUUAUAUUGUGCAACUUGGGGCUCAUUUCAUUUCACAGUGUGAUUUACAUUUAGUAAACUAAACUGCUUUAUUACUAUUAUGACCAUGAAAAAUUCUUUAUUCAUGCUCUUCUUUUUUCUGACUGACUUAUUAAGAAUUUUGCUGAGCUUUAGACAUUUUAUAAUAUGUGAUCGAUACUAGUCAAAAUUCAAAUAAAAAAAAAUAAUAAUCCAUGAUGAAUUUGAUACAACAAAAAGAUAGUACUAAAUAGAUAGGUUUAAGUUAAAAUUGUAACAAAUAUGUACCCCAUCGCCUCCCUAACAUAAACACACCAGGCCAAAUUAUCAAGCUUGAGGCAUAGCAACAAAACAAUGCAGGUGUUUUCCCCCGAAUAGGACUUCAAUCAGAUAACCUCAAGUCCAGGAAUUCACUUUCUCAUGGCAACAUUAGAUAUUUAGAGAGAGCAUUAGAGAGAAGCUUAAAUGCUUUUUUUUCUCAGAGCAAAAGACAGCUGGCACUGUGACCCAUGUGGAAAACAUACUCUCUCUCUCUCCUGUAGCACGUUUGGUGUGAUAAGCGGCAUAUUUUUUGUGCCUUAAAACGUCCGGCCCAGUCGACACAUUAUUGAAGUGGCAUUAAAGAUUGGGAGUGCAGAUGUGUGGUCGAGAGACUGAGGAAGGCAUCAGAAUAUGCACUCGUAGCCGGUAUAGAUUUACAUCUGGAGUGGAUGUUAUGUUUACAUGACAGACAAUCUGCGUAACUCUCUUUGAGUUCAUUGUUCAACAUGGAAUUGAAGUCAUUGGUAUCUUUGAAUCAGUGGGAACUGACGGAGCAUUGGUAAUAAACCAGUACAAUGAGAGGUGAGAUGUAGGUGGACAGUCAGAAAUAGUACAGUUACUGUGUUUUUAGAAAUCUAUUGAAAGUAUUGGUGAUUUCUGUACUACAUCUGGAUCUACCAAUGGUCCAACGAGCUUGCUUUCCCAACAAAUCUACUAAAUUCAGAACUUUUUUAUCAGAAAUGACCACCGUUCAUCGCCCUUUCUUACACAUACCCAAGAUCAUUUAACUAUUAUUUGGUGGUUUCCCAUGUAAACACAUUAGUCAAUACUCUAUCCCUCAAAACAUCUUAAUGCAGGCAUUAAGGCAAAAAAGAAAACCAUAAACCACAAACGUUUUCUUUCUGUCUUUCUGUUUCUCUAUUUUUGUUUGAGUUAUUCACAUGUAGGUUUAAUUUUCGAGAUCCAAAGAAUUUCACUUUCCCUGGAAGUUUCUCCUUUCUGUUUGUAUGGUCUGCCUUUCUCUCUGUUUAAAGUUAAGCUUUUCUCUCAGAAGAAUCAGUAAUAUCAGAUACUCAAUUCGAAUUGUUGUAAGUAUUUCUUAAUAAAUAUGUAUAAAUUCAUGCAUUUUAUCCAGAUGCUUUUCAUGAAAUCAUGUGCUGCAGGACUGUGCUGUGUGGGAACCUUGCUUAAUUAACAUUUGUGGCUCUUUCCAAUUUGUGCAGUUAUUGAUUCAAACAACUUAUUAUAUAUUUGAGCCCAUCCAAUUGGGUGUUGGAUUACAUUUAUUUUAACGCAUUGUUCUCAUGCAACCUGAUAUGUGAACUCAACUAAAGGGUUAUUCCCAAAGGGGCCGCCUGUUCUCCACCCAGCCAAGAGUGAACUGCAGGUGAAGUGCUAGCUUGAUGUCUUCAGUUCAUCCGAAUGUAAAUUCAUCAUAUACAGUUGCACAGAUCCUUUGUAAAAGUGACUAAAUAAAAUGUCAAAUGUUUUAUUUUUUUCUGCA